Messenger RNA from Erpetoichthys calabaricus (reedfish), 1459 nucleotides. RefSeq names its product chromosome 1 C11orf68 homolog (gene c1h11orf68). The record is from RefSeq and is a predicted model, not a curated record. NCBI's taxonomy places the organism in Eukaryota, Metazoa, Chordata, Cladistia, Polypteriformes, Polypteridae. Bases 325 to 1068 code for a protein of 247 amino acids. The transcript has 2 exons.
GAAAAACAAGCGUCGAAAGGCGUCUUUUGUUUCUUUCCAGCAUUUAAUUUAAAAUUAAAAGAUUCUACGCAACGGUUUUACAAAUUUUAGCAAGUCCAGGAGAAUCAACGGGAUAACAUUUAGUUAGUGACUAAACCGGAAGUUCCUGGUCUGGUCACUUCUCACGGAAGUGCUUCCCAAUUCGAGGUCAUUUGAUCCCAUGAUUAAAUUUUUUCCCAUAAUCCAGUUCUUUAAUUGUUGUUUUCUGUGGCACCACGUGGAAACGUAUUAGACAACAUUCGCAGUUAAUUUAAAAAUAAAAAGGAACAAGAAACACUCAGACCAAUGAUUGAGCUUGAUUGUGAGGGCUCUGAGGCCGAAGAGCAUUUUUUUGCAGCGGACAACUAUGCUGCUGAAGCAAUGGCUGCUGACAUGGACCCUUGGAUUGUAUUUGAUGCUCGGAAGACUCCUAAAGCUGAAUUUGAUGAUUGGCUUGAGACUAACAGGCCUUCUAGGGUUUGCCGCUUUGGGGAUCCUGAGAGUAAUCUGGGAAACGUAGGCUGGAUUGCUGUUUAUGGUCCAAAUUACUGCCCUUCCCAAGGACACUUGGAUGGCUUGCACGAUGAUUGGGAGAGGUUGCAGGAGAGUGGUCGGCCUGUUAAGUUUGAGACCAUCAGAGAGCUGGCAUUAAACCAUGAUGUUCUGACUGGUAAGUGGCUCAUGCAUCUUGACUCUGGCUUCAAAGUUGAUCAUGCCUGGGAAUGUGUUGCUAGAGCAACACUAGAAGGAAAAAUAAGCGUUGCCAAAGUCAGCCCGCGAGCCCCUGCCUCAGAUGGCAAGCAUGUGAUCUGUGUAUAUAAUGAGACAUUCACAGAUGAAGAGGAUGUGAUGAAGUUAGAUGCUACAAUUCGCUCCAUAGGAAUCAAGUGCCCACUUUACUACAAGCCUGAUAUUUAUACGUAUCUGGGCAUAUACCGAAGUAACCGUUGGAAACUCUGUCCUACGAUUUAUGAAAGUAAGUUUGAUCUGGAAUGUGUUCCAAGGCGUUCACAGAUAACCAAUAAAGUCACCAGUACGGACGUCAAUUAAAGAAUAAAUGUGCCCAGAAGCCCUCUGAACAUGCGUACCUUAACCUGGUAGUUCUCAGACUAAUUUUGUUCUUUUUUUUUUUUUUUCCUUUUUCUUCCAUUUUGUUGGGUGUUGAUUUUUGUAAAUAACUGUCUUGAACACUACAAGAUUUGCUAAAAGGAUCAAACGUGCAAUCAUGGAAGACAAAAAUAGAAAAAUGACAGUGGUCUGCUUGGAGAAAUGUUUUUUUCCUUCUCUUUGCUUUAAUGUUUACACAGAUUACAAAAAUAAGACUUUUUCUUUUGGAUAAUUACCUUUUCAAUAAAGGAAUGGUUAGGAUUAUUCAGUAUAAAUAAAACACAAAAUGCAGAAUGUGUGCUUUUCAAAAAAUAAAUAAAACACACUGAUAAUU